Messenger RNA from Rhinocladiella mackenziei CBS 650.93, 2538 nucleotides. RefSeq lists its product as uncharacterized. The record is from RefSeq and is a predicted model, not a curated record. NCBI's taxonomy places the organism in Eukaryota, Fungi, Ascomycota, Eurotiomycetes, Chaetothyriales, Herpotrichiellaceae. Bases 1 to 2538 code for a protein of 845 amino acids. The transcript is spliced from 2 exons.
AUGACGAGGAGCAUCACCGCAGCAAGUUGCAUAUCUUAUCAAAACCCUCGAUUUGUAUGGAUCUCGGACAAGCUUCUUGCAGACGCUUUUCGUCGGUUCUGUCACCCCAAACGAUAUGGUAGCAGUGUUCCUGGCCCAUUGGAAGCUCAACGGCGUGCCGCUAAGCGGAAGAACACAAGUCUAGCGCCCUCACUUCCGGGCGGAAUACCGGUUGAUCCCUCUGUCGUCUUUGGAUGCAGCUCAAAGAUAGACUGGUGGCAGUCUCGCGCUCAGCUGGAUGAUAAACCAGCUCUAUCUGGUCUCCUACCCUCAUGGCUGUUCCCGUAUUCCCACCCUUCUGCGAGGCAUUCGCAACCCCCAUCCAGCGAAACGAGUGAUACAGAGAUAAUCCCUCAACCAUCGCGCCCACUGAGGCUGCAGCAGCUGGCCCAGUGUCAAACAUUACAAGAUAUUCGAGAAUGGUUACAGAAUCAGGGGAUUUUCCUACACAACAACCAGUCGAUUGGCGCCGCAAUACAAAAACACAUGCUGAAAGCGAACUUGAGCGCCACGGAAAUCGCGACCUACCUCUGCGACCCCCACUUUCAUCCUCCUGGAACCUCGUUCAUUCGGCAAAUGUCUCCUGAACUCUUAGAUCGCGUUUGGGACGGUCGGUCUUGGAAAGCGGUGCGAGAAAGUAUCUGCAAGGCUGCUGAGUUGGGUCUCAUCAGUAUUAGCGAUUUGCAAGCGAUCAUCACCCACGCCGCUGACACGACCGUGGUGAAGCUGCGAAAAGAUGAUGGCGAGCUGGUUCACAGUGCAUUGCGUGAAAAAGAGAAUUUAAUUUCAGGCAUCCUUACGUCUCUAGAUCGGUCCAAAGUUCUCAGCAAGGCUGAUCUUGGACCCACGUUCUUGUCGGAACUGCUCUCAAAUUUUGCCAGCCUCACCCACAUGCGACGGAGGCAUAGGAUUGUGUGGCACCUGCUGCCAUGGGCUCGUGAGAAUGACGCUCCCGCGGUCAGUCAACUGAUCGUAAGGGAUCUCGGGGGGAUCUGCCGUGAAGAUCCACAACAGCCAGUAGGCCAUAAACUUGCAGAGUCUCUUGUCAGGGUCCCUACGAGAGUUUUGCGCCUGGCACUAUUGCAAACGACCGAAAGGCUGAUUGCCAUUGCGAGGGAGGAGCCAACUCACCGUUACAGAUACCUGUUCUACCAUUGGAUAGGGACUUUGGCGGCGUUCAGAUCUACGAGGAAAAACAUUUUGCUGAUGGAGAACGACUGGGUUAUCCAGCAGUCAUACCAGAGCAAUCUCCAGCGAGACCAACGUUUACUGGCAUUUGCCUGGACCUCAAUGUGCCUCUGUCGGGAUCGACGAGGCUUACAACGGAUAUCGGACCGGCUAAAGUUUCUGGACGAGUUUGAGAAGUCAAUCAAAUCAAUACCGGACUUUGCCGCCAAGGGCUUUCUUGACAAUGCUGUGGUCAGCCUUCAAAGCUUGCCUUUGCCCCACAAGGACGCCUUAUUGAAACGCCUGACGAGGUGCAUUGACCACGAGAUUCAGCCGCUCAUUGAUGGGAAGUUCUCAGUGUUGGGUGAUGACGAAUAUUACCGCAAAGCUCAGGACAAAUAUGUCGACGAGCUUCUGUCAUUGUCAGAGAGCUUGAACCACAACCUCUCUCUUUUCAAAAGCCUGACACGGAGAAUGAUUCACAAAAACCUGAAAUCGUUUGAUAUUGUCUGCAGAAUCCUGGAAAAUAAUAUGUCCUUGAAGCUGGCCUUAUCACAGAGUUUUCCUCAACGUCGAAAUGCCCAGCAGGAACGCACGCAGUCCCCGGAUCGAGUUGCAUUUUCGAGUCUCGACCCUCCGUGUGAGAUGGAAGAGAAUGGCGCCGACCGGAGCGACGCCUCAGCGACAAAUUUCAGCUCGCCAGACCCGGAAGAAGCUAUUGAUGUAGUCAACCACAUUGCAGUAUCGUUUGCUACCACGCCCGUCGCCACACCUCGAGUCGCCCUGCACCGAGUAUUCUGGUGCUAUCGCUUCCUAUGUAGCUACGGCGCACCCGUCCAACCGACGAUUACACGUGCUCUGUGGCACGCAGGCGUUGCUCGGUACGGUGAACAAGGCACUGCUGUAACACAAUUGAAAUGGAUCUUAGAGAAAGUCUCGCAGACCGAGGGCGAGGGUGUCGCUAGGCAAUUGCUCUGGAGCAAGUCGCUCCGUGAGCAGCAUCGACAGGAGCUGGAGAGCCUUGGCAAGAUCGACCUAGACGAGCACAGCAUGCUGUUGGCGGAAACGACCGAGGCAACAAGCGAGGAAGGACACUAUCAUCUGGACCUCCGUCCAGCGAUCAUGGCGGACUUGGAAGUCCCCCGUAAGAUCUGCUUCGUCCAGACUGAACGUGACGAUGCACCUUUCUGGUAUGAAAGUCCGAUGAGAAAGAUCUUUUGGGAGAGAGCUCAAACCCGGGUCCGAGCCAGACGGAAAUACAAAUCAGGCAAAGUCGACGAGGUCGAGAAAGAAGGAGGAGAAUUCCCUGGAGAAAGGAAGAUGGCCGAAUGA